AUGCACGGCGGAUCCUCCUCAGAUGUAACAAGUCAUGUCAAGGAUGGUGUUAUUGAUCUAAUAGCUGGGACAUUAGGUACGAUACCAGCAUUAGCAGCAAAUGUAGCUGAAAACGCGGUUCUCUUCACUGCAUACGGGUAUUGUCAAAAGAUAGUCAGUCUAAUCUCUGGUCACUCAGACGUAAAAACCAUGACACCCAUCGAAAAUGCGUCGGCUGGCUCAUUAGCGGCAAUCUUUGCGGCUGCCGUCCUAUGUCCCACAGAGUUGGUCAAAUGUCGUCUACAAGCAGCUCGUGAAGUUGGCAUCCAUUGUACACCUACGUCAGUAUGUAGAGAUAUGUGGCGAGAAAAAGGUAUCAAAGGAUUCUUCAUCGGUAUGACUCCAACUUUAGCACGGGAGGUGCCUGGUUAUUUCUGUUUCUUUGGUGCCUACGAGACAUCACGAUAUCUGCUAACGAAGGAGGGACAGGAUAAAGAUGAUAUAGGUGUGUUUUGUGAUCUCACUAGUUUCGUAAAGAAAUGUUUCAGUUGUUAA
Messenger RNA from Cooperia oncophora, 534 nucleotides. The record is from the annotation of a GenBank genome assembly. NCBI's taxonomy places the organism in Eukaryota, Metazoa, Nematoda, Chromadorea, Rhabditida, Trichostrongylidae.